AUGCUGUCACUCGGUUAUGACAGCUCAGAUUCGCAAUUGCCAAGUCCAUCUCACUGUGUACCUCAGCACGAUGCAGUCGCUUUCGUCCUGUCUCUGUUCAUCAUUCUCGGUCUCGUGGGCAGCUAUAUACCGCAGCACUAUCGGAUCAUCAGUACGGGCACAGGCGAGGGCAUCUCACCCUGGUUCCUACUGCUCGGCGCAACGUCGAGCGCUUCCAGCUUUCUCAAUGUCGUCGUGCUACAAUGGAGCGUCGUGAGAUGCUGCGAAUACUGGUCGCCGUCAAGCUGUUUUGAGAGCGUUCUCGGCAUAAUACAGGUCGGCCUUCAGUUCAUCAUGUUCAGUCUCAUAUUCGUUCUCUUUCUCAUCUACUUUCCCACGCGCACCAAGUGGGUUCGCGUCAUACCCGUCUCGCCUUCUGAAGAAGUCAAUGACCCGCUCGGAAGUUAUCUCGCGCAACACUCGCCGAAGAUACAGAGCGGUUGGACGACACGCCUGUCUGCGUUGUUCUGGCCUUCGACAGGCUUGCGCGUCCGACGCGAGUCGGCAAGUUCUGACGAGUCGGAUGGCUCAUCUUUCGAUCCACGCUCAGCAUUGCUACCAUCUGCGUCUCGAGGUGCCAUGUUGAGCUACUCGCCGGCGUACAGGCUGUCUGUCUUGCUGGGCGUCGUCACGCUAGUAUAUACCAUCAUCAGUGCCAUUGUCACCAUUCUGCUGCUGUCGACUUUGCCGAGAAGCUCAGACAUACCCGAGGAUACACCGCCAUCGAGUCCGCCAAACAGUGAACACGCCUCUGCUCGUCUGAUAAGGCACUGGGCGACCUUCCUGGGCGUCAUGGCCACCUUGCUUGCGCUGUGCCAGUAUCUGCCCCAGCUUUGGCAUACCGCUCGCACACGGCUCGUCGGCAGCCUGAGCAUACCGAUGAUGCUCAUACAGACACCUGGAAGCUUCAUCUUUGUCUAUUCACUCGCCGUUCGGCCGGGCGUCAACUGGACCUCCUGGGCGGUCUUUCUCAUCACCGGGGUACUGCAAGGAACACUCUUGGUCAUGUGCAUCUUUUGGAAGACAAGGCAGAAGAACCUCGGCAUAGACGACUAUGGCCGAGAUCUCGACAGUGCCGCAUCAGAGAGCGCACAAGAGAGGACGCGACUCCUGCAGCCUCCAACGAGGACGCACAGUCAUGCAAGCGGACCGUUGUGA
This is a messenger RNA of Mixia osmundae IAM 14324, 1197 nucleotides long. RefSeq lists its product as uncharacterized. Lineage: Eukaryota; Fungi; Basidiomycota; Mixiomycetes; Mixiales; Mixiaceae. The record is from RefSeq and is a predicted model, not a curated record. The coding region runs from base 1 to 1197 and encodes 398 amino acids. The transcript is spliced from 6 exons.